CAUUGCUCAUCUGUGUUCCAUUUUUGACGACAGGAUCUCCCUAUGGCGGGAAAACUUUCACGAGAACAGAAGGCUCAACUUGAGGAUUGGAUUGGACAGGGCCCGAAGACCUUCCGCUUGUUGUACGCUAUCACACGAGAUGGUUGCUCGGCGCAGACCUUCCACACAAAAUGUGACAAAAAAGGACCCACGGUGACUGUAUUUUAUAAUCCCUCCGGGUCCGUGUACGGGGGAUACACCUCAACGGAUUGGGAUCAAAAAAUAAAAGGUCACAGCAGUGAUGCAGCUGCAUUUUUGUUCCAACUAGCCUUCUCUGGAAAGAAAAAAGUGAUCAGAUUCUGCGUUAAAGAUCCUACCAAAAGUAUCUAUAGUUCGCCGUACUGCGGACCCUUAUUUGGAGCGAAUGAUAUUUACGUAUUCCAAAAUACCGUUCAAGAAUCAAACGGUGUUUUUAAACUAGCUGGAAUAACAAGUUUUUCUGCGUGCUAUAAGAUGGAUGGAGUAUCAUCGUGGGCAGAGAUUAACAACGGGGACUUGGACGUCAAUGAGCUUGAAGUGUAUCAACUUACAGAAGGAAGGGAGCCAGACGUACAACUGGAGAGAAGCUGGCGAACUGUUCCAGACCUGAACAACAAGAAACUUUCUGAACUUACUGCAGCAAUUCAGAGCCAAAAAACUCCAGGAAAAACGAAAAUGGCAGGCUACAGGCUGACACUUAUAGGACCUGUUGGUUCCGGCAAGUCAAGUUACUGUAACACGAUAAUGACUGCCUUCCAGGGCCGGGUUAGUCACAGGGCUGCCUGUGGGAAAGGCGAUACAAGCGUCACAAAUACGUUUCACCCAUACAGUGUAAAGACGGAAGCGUGUGGACUUCUGGGUUUCAAGCUGUGUGACACACGAGGAAUAUCAGACAAGGCAUGCCUGGAUUUGACGGAAUACAAGCACCUUGUACAAGGACACAUUCCAGAGUAUUAUGAGUUUAAUCCUGAAGUAGAGUUAUCAUUGGACGAUGCACUUUUUGUCUUGCGGCCCAACCUUGAAGACAAAACCCACUGCGUGGUUUAUGUAUUAGACGCUUCGUCCCUUGACAGUCUGUCCGCUGAAAUACUGCAGAAGAUUCGUGCCCUGAAAAUGUUCUGUAUCAGGAAAGGCGUAUCCCAAGCAGUUCUCCUAACUCACGUUGAAUUGAUAGACCCGGAUGUUGGCAGGGAUUUGGAAACCGUCUUCAAGAGCGCCCAAGUUGCAGAGAGUGUCAAGAAAGUAUCAGAUCUUAUUGGACUUCCGCGAAACUCCAUCCAUCCCGUGAAGAACUAUGAAUGUGAAGUCGCCUCCAAUGAGAAGAUCAACUGUCUGGCUCUGCUUGCUCUUCAACAAAUUCUUUACGCUGCGGAGGAUGGAGUGGAAAAUUUGCUGAUGAAGAGAGAAUCCGCCAGUAACAAGACUGGCAGAGAACUAGUGGAGGUUUGCGGCUCCGAGUGCGAGUAGGUGAACUUCGUGUGGAAAAUAAAUCCGGGGAAGACUGGACCGCGGCGAUUUGACCACGAUGACACGAUUUUCAAAGUGUCGGAAGAUUUAUAUAGACUACUCGUGCAAGUGACGGAUCUUUUUGUUGUCUAAGCUAUUUAACUUUGUAAGGACCACUUGUCUAAGUGACUGAACUUUGUUUUGACGACUUAUCCAAGUUACUAAAUCAUUAAGAAAUGAGCACCUCAUGGGAUGAAUAUUAUCAAAGUAUGAUUAUAAUCGAAAAUAUAAAUUUUAUCUUC
Messenger RNA from Mya arenaria, 1766 nucleotides. RefSeq names its product interferon-induced protein 44-like. The transcript has 6 exons. Bases 43 to 1485 code for a protein of 480 amino acids. NCBI's taxonomy places the organism in Eukaryota, Metazoa, Mollusca, Bivalvia, Myida, Myidae. The record is from RefSeq and is a predicted model, not a curated record.